AUGCGCAGGACUUGGCAGACACCAUUCAAUUCUGCCUCCAUCCUGAUUCCCAGGCAGCCGCCCGAGGUGUCGCGGAGUGAAUGGGCCACGAAUCGGGAGCUUAUCAAUAGAGAACAUGCGAUGCCAUCUCAUUACUUCCGAGCCCGCCGCAUGGCGAUUCAAACAGUCUUCCAGGCCCGCGUAUACUCGUCAAAGGUUACAGCGGAGAUGGUGGUCCAACAUCAUCGCUUGAAGAUGACCGAGCUUCAGUCGUUAGUAUACUUCCUAGUCUUACUCGCAUUCACACUCGCGGCGUCCAACUUGAUUAGCAAUCUGCAAAUAACAAAGUACGAAGUUUACCUAGUCGUCAUACAGAAUCGGGGAUGGGAUCCGUUACAGGGACCGCUUCCUCACUUCUCGGUAACCGUACCGAUAUUCUCAAAGCAACAGGCGGCAUCUUUUCUUCGUUCGUACGUAGAAUUCCGUCGCAUGUCUCGAAGUCAAUCAGGGCCUGUCAGUCCUGAAUCUCCCCGCUCCCGAUCUGCCAGCAUGACACUCACAAUGGAGGAAUUUUCCAUGAACUCAAUGGACAGCACCAAGUCCUCAAAGCUAAAGACCACUGGCAUGUCUAUUGGAGUCAGCGAGGAUUCUGGGCAAGGUAGUCAGCUAUGA
Molecule: messenger RNA, 651 nt
Organism: Penicillium canariense
Lineage: Eukaryota; Fungi; Ascomycota; Eurotiomycetes; Eurotiales; Aspergillaceae
Exons: 2
Coding region: 1-651 (216 amino acids)
Source: RefSeq, a predicted model, not a curated record